UGCUCCGCCGCUGCCAUGGAGCCUCGGAAGUGUACUGGAUCUGUAUUGAUUGGAUUUUACCUGUGGGCGAUGUUCUGCUGUCAAGGUUGCCAUGGCGGUGUGUACCAGAGGAAGCUGUACCGAGACCUGAUGGAAAACUACAAUCGUCUGGAAAGACCCGUCCAAAAUGACUCUGCGCCCAUUGUUGUGGAACUCGGCCUAACACUGCUACAAAUCAUUGAUGUGGAUGAAAAGAACCAGGUGUUGAUCACAAACGCUUGGCUGCAGCUGUAUUGGACAGACAUUUACCUAUCAUGGAACGCAGAGAGCUACCCCGGGGUUCAAAACCUGCGCUUCCCUUCCAAUCUGGUAUGGGUCCCAGAUAUCCUCCUCUACAACAGUGCUGAUGAGAGGUUUGAUGCUACGUUCCAUACAAACGUGCUGGUAAAUGCGUCAGGAUCCUGCCAGUACAUCCCACCAGGCAUCCUGAAGAGUACCUGCUACAUCGAUGUGCGGUGGUUCCCCUUUGAUGUGCAGAAGUGUGACCUCAAGUUUGGCUCGUGGACCCACAACGGCUGGCUGCUGGACCUCCAGAUGAUGGAUGUGGACAUCUCGACCUACAUACCAAACGGGGAAUGGGAUCUAGUAGGUGUGCCGGCCAAGCGUAAUGAGCUGUACUACGAGUGCUGUAAGGAGCCCUACCCCGAUGUGACGUUCACGGUCACCAUGCGCCGCAGGACACUCUACUACGGCCUCAACCUGCUCAUCCCCUGUGUGCUCAUCUCUGGCCUGGCCCUGCUGGUCUUCCUGCUCCCUGCUGACUCUGGAGAAAAGAUCUCACUCGGCAUCACAGUGCUGCUGUCUCUAACAGUGUUCAUGUUACUGGUAGCAGAGAUCAUGCCUGCCACUUCAGACUCUGUUCCUCUGAUUGCUCAGUACUUUGCCAGCACCAUGAUGAUUGUGGGCUUGUCUGUGGUGGUGACAGUCCUGGUACUACAGUUCCACCACCAUGACCCCCAUGGAGGGAAGAUGCCCAAAUGGGUCCGAGUUAUCCUUCUCAACUGGUGCGCUUGGUUCCUCCGCAUGAAGAAACCUGGAGAGGAAAGCAGAGCAGCCAUGAGCCCCCAAAACUACAAGUACUCCCACCCUCCUGCACACCAUACCAGCACCAACAGCAUUCAGAUGAGCACCAUACCAGGGCAGGCAUCCACCCAGUCGACCACGACCAACGGGAGCAUGAACCUGUACUUUGGCUACCACUCAAUGGGCACAGACAACCCUGCUUUCCCACCAAGCACCGAUUCGGGUGUGGUGGUGUGCGGCGGAGGCGGAGGCGGCCAUCCAAACGGCUCCUCUCCACAUGACAUCCACUCAGAACAGACGCGGACUUUGCUGCUGGAGCAGGUUCCGGAAAUUUCCCGGAUCCUGGAGGAAGUGCAGUACAUUGCCAGACGCUUCCGGGAGCAGGACGAGGGGGAGGCAAUCUGCAGCGAGUGGAAGUUUGCAGCGGCUGUGGUGGAUCGGUUGUGCCUGGUGGCUUUCUCGCUCUUCUCCAUCAUCUGCACCUUCACCAUCCUCAUGUCAGCCCCCAAUUUCAUCGAGGCUGUGUCCAAAGACUUCACAUAAGGUUGAUCUCCUCCCUCUCUGAGAGGAAAAAGAGAACUAACAUUAAAAAUCCUGACACGAUUACAACUGUGCCACACAAGCCUCCCUGCUACGACAACGUGAAGCCACACAGUUACUUUAGAAGUGUUGUUACAAGUCACCAGAAGCAAACCUUUCCCUCUAUCUUCACAUAUUUGUCAGUAGUAUAUGGUUGUUUGGAGAUGAUGUGAUUUUUCCCAUUCAGAGUGGCUCUCCUUGCUAACACUGCACAUAAAGUAUGCCACAGUAUGUAGGAGGCUGAGGCUACAUGCAGUAUUUAAUGAUGUAGAAACUCACACUAAUGCACUUUCAUCUGUACCCCUGCUGUACCACAUCAUUUACCUGCCACCACCUGGGCUUCACAUCUCAUCAGAAUAUAUCGCUAACAUUCCCUCCUCUUACAGCUCUUUUUUCUGCUAUUUUCCUCACUUUUUCCACUUCCUUUCCCAUGUGUCAUGCUUCUCAUCUUCUACAAAUGUCUUAAUGUCUUCAGCAGUUACAUACAGUACAGUCAGUAGAGUUCAAU
This is a messenger RNA of Epinephelus moara (kelp grouper), 2149 nucleotides long. RefSeq names its product cholinergic receptor, nicotinic, alpha 8 (gene chrna8). The coding region runs from base 16 to 1605 and encodes 529 amino acids. The record is from RefSeq and is a predicted model, not a curated record. Lineage: Eukaryota; Metazoa; Chordata; Actinopteri; Perciformes; Serranidae. Gene Ontology annotation, molecular function: transmembrane signaling receptor activity; acetylcholine-gated monoatomic cation-selective channel activity. Gene Ontology annotation, cellular component: neuron projection; postsynaptic membrane; synapse. The transcript has 10 exons. Gene Ontology annotation, biological process: regulation of membrane potential; signal transduction; chemical synaptic transmission.